GAGGUGGAACCAGCAGCACCCGAGAGCCGGCGCCCUCGGUCCGCACCCCUUCUUUGCCGGCCGGCGCUUCGGCUGCGCAGUGUUGCCCAAGCCUCGAGACUUAGUGAGCAGUGUCUUUCAGAACUUGCCCGCAUAACUAGUUCCGAUGGCUGGGAAUAAAGGAAGAGGACGUGCUGCUUAUACCUUUAAUAUUGAGGCAGUGGGAUUUAGCAGAGGUGAAAAGUUACCCGAUGCAGUAUUGAAACCACCCCCACUAUUUCCUGAUGCAGAUUAUAAACCAGUGCCACUGAGAACAGGAGAAGGUGAGGAUUAUAUGCUGGCCUUGAAACAGGAGUUGAGAGAAACUAUGAAAAGAAUGCCUUAUUUCAUGGAAACACCUGAAGAAAAACAAGAUAUUGAAAGAUAUAGUAAAAGAUAUAUGAAGGUGUACAAGGAAGAGUGGAUACCAGAUUGGAGAAGACUCCCAAGAGAGAUGAUGCCAACGAAAAAAUGCAAAAAAGCAGGCCCCAAAUCCAAAAAGGCAAAAGAGGCAGGCAAAGGCACUUCACUCACUAAUACUGCAGAUGUAUUGAAAAAAAUCGAGGAAUUGGAAAAGAGAGGUGAUGGUGAAAAAUCAGAUGAGGAAAAUGAAGAGAAAGAAGGAAGCAAAGAGAAAGGUAAAGAAGGCGAGGAGGAGGAGGAAGAUGAUGCUGCAGAACAAGAAGAAUACGACGAAGAAGAGCAAGAAGAGGAAAAUGACUACAUUAAUUCAUACUUUGAAGAUGGAGAUGAUUUUGGCGCAGACAGUGAUGACAACAUGGAUGAAGCAACCUAUUAGCUGUGAAAUUUCUCAAAAAAUAUUUCUAUGUUACAGCUUCUGAACAUUUGGACAGAUUUUUUUUCUAUUUUAUUUCUGAUAAAGAAUGAGUAUUUUAUUUUUGUUCCUGUUUUGUUGUACAAAUAUUUGUUACCAAAACAUUCAGAACCACUUUGAGUUUGUGUACUAGUUAACUUACCAGUUAGUCUCUGACACUCUGACAUUCCUUCUCAAUACCUCUGUCAUCCCUCUUAUGUAUUCAACUGGAUUUUUUUUUUGUAUUAUUUGGAUUAGAAUGUGCCUAAAGAGUUUUUGCAUCUUUUAAUCUAUGUAUUCAUACUUGAACAAAUUAUUCUUGUUUAACUGCUGAUCUUUUGUAAAACUAUUACUAGUCAUCAUAAUGGAUUUCUGUAAUCUGAAAGUUGAUUUAGUACUGCACAUGGAGCACUUUAAAAACAGAGACUUGAAAAUAAUUUUAUCUUUUACUUUUACAUGGUAUGUUCUGUGCUACUAUAUUGUGACUACAUAAACCUAUCUGAGCUCUUACAAGUGCAUAUUUUAUGAGAUUAGAAGUUUUGUGAUCAAAAUAGGGAA
Molecule: messenger RNA, 1390 nt
Organism: Ceratotherium simum simum (southern white rhinoceros)
Lineage: Eukaryota; Metazoa; Chordata; Mammalia; Perissodactyla; Rhinocerotidae
Gene: POLR3G
Product: RNA polymerase III subunit G
Biological process (GO): cell population proliferation; transcription by RNA polymerase III
Cellular component (GO): RNA polymerase III complex
Source: RefSeq, a predicted model, not a curated record